CUUUACAAAACCGGGGACAGUAGGGAGGAGCCGCUGCCGCUGUCUGCACGAUGUCUGAUGAAAUUGCGAAGGCGCAGGCUGCUAAGCCGGGCGGAGACACGAUUUUCGGGAAGAUUAUACGCAAGGAGAUUCCUGCGAAAAUAUUAUACGAAGAUGAACAGUGCAUAGCCUUCCAUGACGUGGCACCCCAGGCGCCCACUCACUUCCUGGUCGUCCCCAGGAAGCCGAUCACGCAAAUGUCGAAGACUGACGACGGAGACGCGGCUCUCCUGGGUCACCUGAUGCUCGUGGCGAAGAACUGCGCGGAGAAGGAGGGGCUGAAGAAGGGAUACAGGCUGGUGGUGAACGAGGGUCCCGACGGAGGCCAGUCCGUCUACCACAUCCACGUCCACGUCCUGGGGGGCCGACAGAUGGGCUGGCCCCCCGGCUAACCGCCAGACCACCACCCCCCCCCCCCCCCCCCCACCCCGCGCUGCACAUCCCACCCCCACCUCCGUUUUAGCUGAAGCCCAGAUGUCGUCAUUAUCGCACGUUUCGACAGCCUGUGUUGUUUACCAAUGGGGGGGGGGGGGGAAUACAAGACAAAAAAAUGCACCUACAGCAGUGUGUCAUGGGUUUAGCUCGUCUUGUUCUUAUAAUCCACGCAUAUAAUCUACGCACCUUACACACCCGAAACAAACCACUUUUUUUUUUUCUUUCUUUCCCUUUCUGAAAACUGGGGAUUCGGGGAAGCCUGUGUCUGUAAACCUCAUUGAGAUUCUUCUGUUCAUGCUUCAGAAAAGCCAUUAAAAACAUGUUUUACUCCA
Molecule: messenger RNA, 806 nt
Organism: Anguilla anguilla (European eel)
Lineage: Eukaryota; Metazoa; Chordata; Actinopteri; Anguilliformes; Anguillidae
Gene: hint1
Product: histidine triad nucleotide binding protein 1
Exons: 3
Coding region: 51-431 (126 amino acids)
Biological process (GO): purine ribonucleotide catabolic process
Cellular component (GO): nucleus; cytoplasm
Molecular function (GO): hydrolase activity
Source: RefSeq, a predicted model, not a curated record